This is a messenger RNA of Amphimedon queenslandica, 3407 nucleotides long. RefSeq names its product importin-5. Lineage: Eukaryota; Metazoa; Porifera; Demospongiae; Haplosclerida; Niphatidae. The transcript has 27 exons. Gene Ontology annotation, biological process: protein import into nucleus. The record is from RefSeq and is a predicted model, not a curated record. The coding region runs from base 28 to 3282 and encodes 1084 amino acids.
UGCAAAUUAAUUUAGUAGGCGAGCAGCAUGGAGUUCAAUGCCAUUCUCUCUAACCUUCUCUCCGAAGACAACACGACAAGAAAGACCGCCGAGGAGCAACUAAACACGCUCAGCCUAUCAGCCAAGCUCCCUUAUCUUGUAUCGACCAUGGGCAACGCAGGAGUAGCCAUCUCGAGUCGAGACCUAGCAGCUGUACUCCUUCGCAGAGCACUCUUACAAUCUCCUGAUGAGCUGUCUCAGGUUGAUCCAACCGUCACUGCAUCCUGUCGGUCUCAGCUACUACAGAUCAUCCAGUCGGAGUCAAACACUAGCCUAAGACAUAAAAUAUGCGACACGAUUGCUGAGCUGGCUCGGGCGUCCAUCGAUGAGAAUGAUGUCAAUCACUGGCCGCAGUUAUUGACGUUCUUGUUUGAAUGCUGUGAUACAACAAAACCUGAAUUAUAUCAGAAUGCUUUACACAUCAUAAGGGUAGUUCCGGCUGUAUUUGGCGUCCAGCUAAAUUCAGUGUUGGAGCUUGUGUCUCAAAUGUUCUACCAAGCAAUGAUAUCCUCUCACCAGGCACUGGCAGAGGAAGCCGUGACUGCUACCAGCUCCUUCAUUAUUUCACUUGAAGUCCCUGGAGUGAGACAAAGAAUGAACGAUCUCCUUCCUCACAUGAUAUCUGUCUUAGAACAGAAUAUUCAGUCUCAGUCUGAUGAUACUGUAUUGAAAUCAUUCAUUGAUCUUGCUGAGCACCGCCCAAAGUUCCUACGCCCAGAACUGGUUAAACUGCUAGAGUUAAUGGCAAAGUUAAUGCAGGCAGAGGUUGAAGAUAAUUGGAAACAGCUGUCACUUGAAUUUGUUGUUACUUUUGCUGAGAAUGGUGCUGCCAUGUUAAGAAAACUUGACAAAUUUCAUUCUCUCAUCAUUGAGCUCUGCCUUAAUUUCAUGGUACAGAUCGAAGAUGAUGAUGAUUGGAAUACAGCUGAUGAGUUGGCCAAUGAUGACGACUCCUCCAGUAUGACUGUGUCUGGUGAGACUGCUCUUGAUAGGCUAGCAAAUGCUUUGGGUGGGAAAGCUGUUCUGCCUCAUAUCAUUUCGAUUAUCCCAAAAAUGCUAACAUCAGCUGACUGGAAGCAUAGAUAUGGCGCCUUGAUGGCUGUCUCUGCAAUAGCUGAAGGUUGUGAGAAGCAAAUGACGCCGAUAUUGAACGAUGUCAUCACUUGUGUCCUGCCGUAUUGCCAGGACUCGCAUCCACGAGUUCGCUAUGCUGCCUGUAAUGCCCUUGGACAAAUGUCUUCAGACUUUUCUCCAACGAUACAAGAGAAGUUUCAUGACAAAAUAAUCCCGUCCUUACUCCCGAUACUGGAUGAUUUUAAGAACCCUAGGGUACUCACUCACGCCGGAGCUGCUCUUGUUAAUUUCUGUGAAUUAUGUCCCAAAUCUGUUCUCUCCAACUACCUCAGUGCCAUAAUACCUAAACUUGAAGCUUCUUUUAAAUUUGGACUCUCUGAGCUUGUGGAUAAAGGUCGUAAGAUUAUCAUUGAACAAAUGGUGACAACACUAGCCACUGUAGCUGAUGCAGCCGAGGAACUAUUUGCUCCAUACUAUCCUCUCUUUAUGCCAAACCUCAAGCACUUAAUGUCCAACGCUGUCAACAAAGAGCAUCGUCUAUUGAGAGGGAAAACAAUCGAAUGCAUUAGCUUUAUUGGUCUUGCAGUCGGAAAGGAAAUGUUCAUGCAAGACGCUCACGAGAUAUUGGAUUGUCUUUUUAAAGUUCAAUCAGAGCAAAAUACAUGGGAACCAGAUGAUCCUCAGGCGUCAUAUAUGAUCAGUGCUUGGGCUAGGAUAUGUAAGAUUAUUGGCCCUGAGUUUGUGGCUUAUCUGCCAUUCGUUGUGCAACCACUGAUACAAGCAGCUAGCAUAAAACCUGAAAUCGCCAUUGUUGAUUCCAUAGAUGCUGAACAGAAUUACAGCGAAGAUGAUGGCUGGGAAUUCAUCACAUUAGCAGAUCAACAAAAGUUUGGUAUAAAGACAGCUGGACUGGAUGACAAGUGUACUGCAAUGCAAAUGCUUGUUGUGUACGCUAAAGACCUAAAGGAAGGAUUCAUUGAUUAUGCCGAGCCUGUGUCAAAGAUAAUGGUCCCUCAUCUCAGGUUUUACUUUCAUGAGCUGGUGAGGGCAGCAGCUGCUGAGAUUAUCCCUCACUUAUUAGAAUGCAUCCAAUCAAAAGGUCCUGAUGCGGUGGCUGCAAUGUGGAGUUACAUAUCUGAGAAACUUCUAGAAGCGAUUCCUCUGGAGCCGGAUUCUGAGAUAACAGGAAUAAUGAUUAGCUCAUUAUGCAAAUGUAUUGAGUUGCUUGGCUUGAACUGCUUCACAACUGAGCAGUAUACAAAGAUAGUUGAUAUCAUUAACGAUCAGAUUGAGACUUGUUUCCUCAAACUAAAGAAGAGACACGAUAAGAGACUCGACGAGGAUUACGACGAAGAAGUUGAGGAUGAGCUUGAAGCUGAAGAUGAGGAAGAUGACAAUAUAAUGAGAAAGAUAGCUGAUCUAAUGCACUCACUGUUCAUGACACAUGGCUCUGCUUUGCUUCCUUUCUUUGAUCAGCUCCUACCAACAUUCACCAAUAUGCUCUCAUCAGACAAGCCCUCCUCGUAUAGACAAUGGUCAUUAUGUGUCUUUGAUGAUCUGUUGGACUUUGCCAGUGAAAGUGCUAUAAAGUAUCAGAGUCAUUUCCUUCAGCCAAUGCUUGACUCUAUAUGCAACCAUUAUCCUCCUACCCGACAAGCAGCAGCCUAUGGCAUUGGUAUAAUGGCUGUUAACUGUAGCAAGGACUUCAUAAAUGUGUUUGAAGGUGCUCUGUCAUCACUCAUUGUGUCAGUGCAGGGAGCCACUGAAGUAGACAUGCCUACCAUUCAUGCUAAAGACAAUGCUAUUUCUGCUGUUGCCAAGAUAUGCCGUCACAUUGAUGGUAUUGCUCUGGAUACUGUGCUUCCUCUCUGGCUCUCAUGGCUACCUGUGGUGGAAGACAAAGAGGAGGCCUCUCACGUUUAUACAUACCUCUGUGAUCUAAUUGAGAGGAACAAUGCUAGUAUUCUUGGAGCAAACAACGAAAACGUUCCAAAGAUAUUAGGAAUAAUUGGAGACGUCAUUUCUGAGGAAGUUCUCACUAAUAACGACCUUGUCCUUCAAAGAUUGCUGGCCAUUGCUCGACACGUACAGGCCAGUGAUGUUUGGGAUUCUUGUUUGCAGUAUUUAUCUAAAAGACAGCAAGUUGCUCUGACUAAUGCUCUUCGGUAAAUUGGUACAGUUUCGUGACUCAUCCCAUUCAGAUGACUCUUCACUUUAUUGUCAAUUCGUUCCAGCAAUGACUUCAUCUUUGCUUUUUAUUUUAUUAAAUAAUUAUUAAUUUUUUUGGAUUUUAA